AAGGAAGAAAAGGGACUGGGAUUGUUAGAUAAUCUAAGUUGAUCAAUAGGGGAAGGAUUUAUUUGAAGAAGGGUAUAAGGUAGCGAGUAGCGGUGAGGGGAAGCGGUGUGUCGUUCUUUAAGCUCGCGAUCGGAUUUCCUUGAUUACCGUUACAGGGAGUAUCGACGCGAAGAAGUGGCGUGUCCUUUGGAGAAGGAAAGCAGGAAAACUGGGAUCAAUCCUUGACGCGUGACACGGGUCGCGUUAUCCUUCGUCCUCGAGCAGAACGCGCCUCCUGUUGAUUACGAAUGCUAAUGGCAACGGCGGCCGAUCGAUCAUCGACCUCGUUAGCUGGCAAGAUCCUUCGCAGACGAUUAUGCUUGUCCGCUAGAUUCGUUGAAUAGAGAAGAAAGCGUACCUUCUUAUAAUAGUUUAUUAUCAUGUUGUCUAGGAGAAGUGUUUUAUUAUAAAUGUUUUCUACACAGUGAACGAAGACCAGACAGGACUUAAUCGUCGGAUCGGUAACGAUUUCUAGAGUGUCAUCGAUUUCGCGAUUGAGUUCAGUGGUAACUAUCGAAAGGUCGUUCGUGGGUGUUGCUGGCGCAAAGAUAACGGCCUUGAAACUUUUCUACGCGGAUCAGAAGAGCGAGUCGAACACCGUCGAGAUGUUCUAUGCCCGACAGCAUAGUGACUACAGUUAAAAGGUCGUAAUCGAUCGACUCACUUCGAUGGCCUAAAAGAACUUUAAACGUGCAAGGUCGUUAUGCAUAGCGAUAAAACGAGGACGUCGUAAAGUGGAGAGGAAUCGAGGUACGAGGUUGCUUCGACUAGCUGCAACGAAAUAACUUGGAAGGCCUAGAGAAGCCGAGCCCUAUCUACCCGAGAGAACUUGAGAACGUCAGUAACGUCUCAACGGAAAGAGAGGCCUACUCGAGACAGGCCAGAUGACGCGAUAGCGGAACUCGCUGAUCCGCACGAUGUCGUGUCAAGGAUAUUCAAACCAGCACCAACCAACUGGCAUUCACGAAAUGUGCCACACUGACUACGGGAUUUCCCUCGAAUUUUUACAGGGUUUCUAUGAGACUACACAGACCUGCUCGCAUUUAGCGAAGCGACGAUAACGGAGGAUUUCGUAUCAGGUCCAAGUUCCCCUUGAAACCUUAUUAGGAUCAACGGAUCUAUAGGUCGCGCGCAUUCGUCUGCCCCACGUGGUCCUAAAUAGUGUAGGUACCGAUUAAAAGGAUGCCCCCUUUCGUUUAAGAAACGAUACUAGCAUGUGUUCACCGAAUGUCGCAGCCUACUAAAUGAGAUCUUCUAAAGAAAGGGUGAAUCAAUCCCCGUUGAGAAAGCCACUUUUGUUCGACGCAAGAGGAAUCUGGUGGUCGGUCGAGCUCGCGAUCGAGCCCAGCCUCUGACCCCGUGUCACGGCACACAACAAAAGCGGCCUCGCCAGCACUCGAUGAGUCCUAGUGAAGAUAAAGAUCCUCGUCGAGUACUCUCGAUCGUUUGCCUGGAACGGCUGAAGAAGCUCCGGUUGGCAGCUAUCUGAGAGCGGUUGGGUGAUGCGCGGGAGCAGCUCUGAGCUGCUGCUGGAGGCGAGCUGCGUCCAGUGUCAGAGCGAUCACCAGGCCGAACAGCGGAGGAAUCAGCACCAGCAGCAUCAGCUGAACGAGAAACACGACUUAAAGGAGCGAGAGCUACGUCGUCGCAAACUGUUGGAGCUCGGGUUCGGCGCUUCGCGGCGCCGACCGCCACGGCGUACCUGCCGUCAGCGGUUCAACUUUUACGCCACCUCCGCGUUGGCCUUCGUCGCGACGUCCGGCGGCGCGGCGCUCCUCUUCCUAGUCCCGCUUUACGUCGAUCCAGCCAUCAGCACGCUGGCCGCCGAUUUCUCACCGGAUCCUGUCGUUUGCACCACCUCCAGGCGAGAGGAAGUCGCCGGACUGUUCAACUGCACUUGGAGUUCCUGUCGCGAGGGUUGCACCAGUGACGUCUACAGAUGUACGCAUAUAUACGUCACAUACACGCCAUGGAGCAACUCUAGUAUGAACGACACCGGGGGCAACGACAACGACACCGGCGUUCAACAUACCUCGACCACUUCCGUGCCGACGCCAGGCGACGUGGAGGCAGUGCUCCUGGUGAACAUUAAAGGGUGCGGCUAUCCGCCGAUCGUCGACUGCGAAAACUUCACCCGCGAAUUGGGCUACGAGGGUGCGAAAUUUCCCUGCCAUUACAGCCGAGUGAACGGCAGCAUAGUGAUGGCGAACUAUAACCGCGAGGCGCAGGUCACCACUAUCAUACACUUCUUCGCGGCGCCUUUCGUAGUGACUCUCGCGACCAGCGUCGCUCUGUGUGUGAUGCAUUGUGACUGCAGAUGCAGCCCACCUCCACGACAUUCGUCGCGAGGCAUCAAGAGAGCCAGAGGCAACGAUCUCAGCGAUCACUCGAUAAGCAAUCGCGUGGAUCAACGGGGUCAUCCGACGCAUUGCGAGUGCGGCGAGGUGACGAGGCCGUUAUGACGACGCGAGGAAACGGCCGAGAGUGCCCUGGCCACGUCGCAAUCUGACUUCUAGGCCUUGUUCUUUCACUUCCACUCUCCCUGCCCUCGGUCGUUCCAAUUCCAACCCCUUUUCCAUCUAAAAAUCAUCGCACCUUGUACGUUACACCCAACCCUACUCUUCCACUAGCACCCGAAACGCAUGGAUACACGUGUACAAACUGAUACUGCAGCACCGUGCAAGGAGCAGAACAAGUUAACAGGUACAGCACAAGAAAACGAUCCCUCGGAAACGGAGAAAUAUCUAUUUCUCAUAAGUGUUCGAUUGGAAAUAAAUAUUUGUCAUAAUUUUUCAUAUAAUUAUGGUGUAAAUUAAAGAAUACCCUUCUCUUGGAAUUAAUGAAUAUGUUUUGAGACCCUUCGAAAGGAAAGCUAACAUGACAAUAAUGAAGAAGCUUCAGAAACUUCAGAAUACUUGUGAAAAUAAAUGGAAACUUUUAAGAAUUUAUUCACAACUAUUUUAAUGCCUAUCAUUGAAUGAAUUUCUUUAGUUGGCAAAAAAUUUCUUUAUAAUUACAAUUGAGGGAUUGUUUCCUUGUAAACGAAAAAUAAUAAUAAAAUCAACUGGACACAGUGUCCUAAAACUACUAAGUUAGAAAUUAGGUUACGUAAUUGUAAUAUGGCGAUAGUUAAAAUGCAUAACUGCCCGUUUAAGUCCGACGAAAGAAGAGCGAUCGAAAAGUCGAUUGAAAAUCAUCUUAAGAUUUAUUUUUUAUUAGCUCGUAAGAGGUUGUUACAGGGCUAUGGUCGAUCUAACUCGAAGCACCAUUUUUCACGAAAAGCUUCCUUCUCCUAUGAGCUUUCUUUCAUAGUGAUAGAUGAUUGAAAUAAACGCCGAGAUUAUACAAAAUA
This is a messenger RNA of Osmia bicornis bicornis, 3391 nucleotides long. RefSeq names its product protein tipE (gene Teh1). Gene Ontology annotation, molecular function: sodium channel regulator activity. The transcript is spliced from 3 exons. The record is from RefSeq and is a predicted model, not a curated record. NCBI's taxonomy places the organism in Eukaryota, Metazoa, Arthropoda, Insecta, Hymenoptera, Megachilidae. Bases 1542 to 2501 code for a protein of 319 amino acids. Gene Ontology annotation, biological process: regulation of sodium ion transport.